This is a messenger RNA of Nycticebus coucang (slow loris), 3624 nucleotides long. RefSeq names its product ataxin 7 like 3B (gene ATXN7L3B). Lineage: Eukaryota; Metazoa; Chordata; Mammalia; Primates; Lorisidae. The transcript has a single exon. The coding region runs from base 316 to 609 and encodes 97 amino acids. The record is from RefSeq and is a predicted model, not a curated record. Gene Ontology annotation, biological process: regulation of gene expression.
GAGGCGGGGCUGGCCCGACACGGAGCGGAAGAGGCCUGGGGGGCUGGGUGAGGCGGCGAGACGGUUUGGUGGCGAGUUGCCGGGCUGGCUCAGCUCGCAGCCCCAUAACACGGGAUACGCCGGAAGGAACUGAAGGACUUGGGAUUCCCCGAGCCGUCACCGCCACUGCUGCUGCUGCUAUUGCGAACACCACUGUCCCCAACGCCGAAGAAUACGGCCCUGCAAGGCCUCCAGGCCUAGGCGCGGCGCGGAGCCAGACGUGCUGCUGCCGUGAGUAAAACGAGCGCCCUCUCCACGAUAGCUUAACGAAUUAAAAUGGAGGAAAUUUCGUUGGCUAACCUGGAUACUAACAAGCUGGAGGCCAUCGCGCAGGAGAUAUACGUAGACCUGAUAGAGGAUUCCUGUUUGGGAUUCUGCUUUGAGGUGCACCGGGCGGUCAAGUGUGGCUACUUCUAUCUGGAGUUCGCGGACACUGGUAGCGUGAAGGAUUUUGGCAUUCAGCCAGUGGAAGACAAAGGAGCAUGCCGCCUCCCGCUCUGCUCCCUUCCUGCAGAGCCUGGGAAUGGGCCUGAUCAGGAGCUGCAGCGCUCACCUCCAGAAUUCCAAUAGCUGCAACAUGAGAGAGGCUGAGAGUGACCAAGACAACAUAGACUGGUCCUGUGGCUUGGAGGAAUGAGCUAAGUAAAAAAAGGUUUAAAAAACAAAAACAAAUGUCAAUUCCUAAUUCCCUUUGAAAACCCUAGAAUUUUAAAACCCAAAGUGGAGAAUUUAGGGAUUUAAGAUUCUUUUGUAAGUGUAUCACCUGGAGUCAGAUCUAAAACCCUGGGUCAGAGAAGCUUCACCGGCUGCAUAUUCAUCUUUAGACACACCAGGAUGUGUGCAAGGUCCCGAAGUGCCCCCAGUGCACAUGAGAGCAGUUGUGUGCCCAGUGUAUAAAAAUCCUUUGGUUCCUCAGCCUUUCUCCCUGCCUGAUGUCAAGGGCCUCCUGGACAAUUUGGACAUUAUUCUUGGUCAGGCCAAAAUGGAUGGCCUUCAUUGGGACUGCUCCUCUGAUCUCUGAGCCUUUGUUUUGGGUUUUUCUGAGAUAAAUGAAAGUCAGGUGUGCACUUUGGAUACUAGCAAUGUCAACUCGGGAAAACCAAGAAAAAGAAUUCUCAAUCAAAUUUGGUAGGAGUGUUCUAUGGCCUUGACUCCAACAAGAAGAAAAGGUCAAAACCGCCUGUUUCCCAAGGGUCCAGCAUUUACAAUGAUUUCAACCCACUUGGGGACAAGGCCUAGCCUUUGGAUUAGCACAGCCGUCUUGCUUGCUUGCCUGGUGGCAUAGGGUUGGUAAAUGGACAAUUUAGUUGUCCAGAUAGGCUGAGGAUUCAGUAUGAUCCCCUAUGGGAGGUAGCAGGGACCUCUACAACUAUGCACGAUCUUUCAAACCACAAGAUUCAUGUCUGGAUGUAUUUCUCUGUGGACACAAGUUUGGUGGGGCAUUUAUUAACUACUAUUGAGUUACUGGUUACCUAGCUAGUCCGUGAGUGUGACUGGUCAUUACGGCCGGUUACUACGUGCCUCCCCACCCCAGGGCAGUCCUGAACUAUAGAAGCAUCAUAGCUGUGCAGGUGGCUGUUUUAAACUCUGAGCCCAGAGGGGAUCUCUUCCAGCUGCCCUCAAUAAGGUGAAUGAGUUAAUUCUAGGAGUCAAGGAACAGAAAUGGGUCUUCUCUCAUCUGUGUGCAGAAUCCUGUUAAAUGCCUCUGUUCCUCUGAUUGGGUGGUUGGGACCUGGCUAUAGAGAACAUUCAGGUUGUCACCACCUCUUCCCCUUACAAGGGGCAUAUUUUUUCCACUCAACCCCCUUGGAUCUUUUUGACAACAAAAGCUAUCUUUUUGUUGUUGGAAGUCAUGGAAAGACCUCCAGAAUUUCCUGGCUUCAGGUUAGGGGAGGAUGGGAAAUAAGAGCCACAUAUCAAAACUACCCUCCACUUUACUCCCUGAGCGAAGGUAUAUGAAGCAUAAAGGGGUGGGAGCCUCAAGGUGAGCAAGAACGGUGCUGCUUUAUUUGAAAUGUUUCUUACCUCAUUCUGUGCUCCAAUAAGGGUCCUAGCCUCAUCUGUCUGGCUUGGCCCCAUGUUCCUCCUUUCCCCUGCUCCACUGCCUAUCUGGUGCAGCUCAUGACCCCAGGUGCUGCUUACGGCUCCAGCUUUCAUAUUUACCAGUUUCAAUUCAUCUCUCUUAAUGCUACCCCUUCUGAAGCCUGCCCAAUUGCCUUUGUCUUGGCCUCUUUUAAGAUUUUUGGUUUUGGGUUUUUUUCCUGUUUUUGUGGAGGACUCAGAGGAAAAUCUUACAGUUUUCUCUGUUGGGAUUGGAAUUGGAAGAGAACUUAAUUUUUUGUAUUUAAAAGGCAGUGUCAUGCCUUAGCAUUUCUCUUAUGUAAGACUCCCUUGCUAGUAUGUCUUACUUCAUGAGUUCUAUCUUCCCACUUUUUCUUGAAUACUGCCUCUUAGGACCUACGCAAAAGAGCAGUAAAAGCUGGUGGACACACAGGGAUGGAGUUGGUCCUUAUCCAUUCUCUAACCCUUGUUCGUCAUUAUCCCAAAAAGAAUUAAGGACUGUGUGGAAUGAAUUGGGUCACAUACUUAGAGUAUUAAAGAAAUAGAGAUUGGGCUUUGAGACUAUUAUUACCUUCUCCCUAUAUUGUCUUAAUCAGGAUUGGGCCCUAGUUACAGAUUGAUCUUCAAUCCAAGAAUUGUGGUAAUUUGAAAAGUCAAAGUUUGCAGGAGCUAAAAUAAUUUUGGUCUUUCUUUGCCCUUGACUUUUGGUUAGACAGAGGGAGAAAGUAAGAAGGGUCUGAAUGACAGUCUGGCCUACUUGCAAACAUUAUAUUGAAACUAGGAUGAAGGUAAGGAGAAAGGCCAUGUGUGGUCCAAUCACUCUUCCCUUUGAUAGGCAACUCUGUUCAUGAUGUUACUGUUUUCUUUCGGUCUUUUCUCCUGGCUAGAAGAGGAAGAAGUGGGAAGUAAUGGUUUAGGGUAAUGGUUCAUAUCACCUCCUUUUUGGACUUUUUUCUCCCCUCUACCAAAAGGGCAGUAGCUUCUGUGAAUGAGUAUAAGGUGGGCUUGGUCUAACAGGUCCCCUGAGGGAAUAAACUCCUUUUAUACUCCCUCCCAUCUAGUUGACAGUGGUUAGGAACUCUCCUUUUCCCUAGCUACCCUCCCUUUACUGCAGAAUUCCUGUUAUCUCCUUGAUUAAGUGUAUUGAUCACCUUGUAAUCCUAUAUGUAACUGAGUGUGUGUGUGUGUGUGUGUGUGUGUGUGUGUGUGUGUGUGUGUGUGUUAUGGGGGAAAGGGGUUCUUUAAAAUUUUAUGUGGUUUGUGGCUUUUUCUUCCAUACAUUAGUUUCUGCCACCGCAUGCCCAGGGACCACUGCCUGGCAUUAUCGCAUGCUGGGAUCAUUGGGGGAGGGUAAUAAAGCUCACCACUGUCCUUUGUUUUGGAGAUUCUUAUUUUUGCAUAAGUAGUCCAUUCUGUACAGAUAGCUGACUAACUGUAUUCCCCUUACCCCUAUGGCUGCUGGUGUAAAUAAACUGCAUCUCCCCAUUGGUAAACAGUAAUAAUAAACAAAAUUUUAAAAAAUGA